Messenger RNA from Microcebus murinus (gray mouse lemur), 7742 nucleotides. The record is from RefSeq and is a predicted model, not a curated record. Lineage: Eukaryota; Metazoa; Chordata; Mammalia; Primates; Cheirogaleidae.
AUGAUGGACAUCAGCAGUCCAGGGAAAAAUACCAAGCAGGUAGAAAAUGGUUUGCUUGUGGUGAUGGACGUCAUGGACAAGCAGCUGCAGAGACAGCUCAGCAGUGAGGAUGUCAGCAAGCACCACAGUAGCGACCCAGGAACCCAGGAAGCCCUGGACAUUUCGCAAAGUGACUACUCCAUGGCAGUGUUGCUUCUGCACCUGGAUCUCCUGCACAACGUCCUGUGGUCGCCCAGGACUUCGAGUGUAGCCUCUGUGGGAACCUGGACAGCAAUGGCCAGCAGAGCCCAGUUGGGCUAUUACUUGGAGCUACUGAAGAAGGAAGAGCUGAAGGAGUUCCAGCUUCGGCUGCACAAUGAAGAACCCGUCCCGGGUUCUUCCAGUGCGAUGGCAGUUCCACCAGAGAAGAUGAGUGGCAUGGAGGUGGCCUCACAACUGGUGGCUCGGUAUGGGGAGCAGCGAGCCUGGAACCUUGCCCGCCACACCUGCAGGCAGAUGGGCCUGAGCUUGCCCUGUGGGCAGGACCAGGAAGAGGAGGCCUUGUUGCUAGAUGACUUCUCCCCAUUCCUCUCCUUCUCAGGAAUGAAAGAAGGAUACCAGAAUAAGAAGGGAGAGAACCCCUGCUCCAUGCAUUCCUGGGAAAAUAAGGAUUUGUACCAAAAAUUCACACAGCUGACACUUCUAGAAAGACUUCACCCCAGAAGUCAUGAGUCCCUGGUCAGGGAAAUCUGGCACUGUGACAUGGUGGAGAAUCAAGGACGUUUGAUUGAGAUUGGAGACUUAUUUGGCCCAGGCCUGGGAACCCAAGAAGAACGUCGUGUAGUCAUACUGCACGGUGCUGCUGGAAUUGGGAAGUCAACACUGGCCAGGCAGGUGAAGAGGGCCUGGGAGGAAGGCCAGCUGUACAGAGACUGCUUCCACCACGUCUUCUACUUCAGCUGCAGGGAGCUGGCCCAGGCCAAAGUGCUGAGUCUCGCUGAGCUCAUCACAAAAGGCUCGGAGGCCUCUCUGGCUCCCCUUGGAAUGAUCCUGUCUCGUCCAGGGCGGCUGCUCUUCAUCCUUGAUGAUGUGGAUGAGCCAAGAUGGGUCUUGCAGAAGCAGAGUUCCAAGCGCCGUCUGCGCUGGAGAGAGCCAUGGCCGGUGCACACGCUGCUUGGCAGUUUGCUGGGGAAAACCAUACUUCCCGAGGCUUCCUUGCUGAUCACCACUCGGACCACAGCUCUGCAGAAGCUCAUUCCUUCUCUGGAGCAGCCACGGUGGGUGGAGGUCCUGGGGUUCUCUGACUGUGGCAGGAAGGAAUAUUUCUAUAACUAUUUCACAGAUAAAAGCCAAGCAGUUAGAGCCUUUGGCUUGGUUGAGUCAAAUCGAGCAGUCUGGACCCUGUGUCUCGUGCCCUUCGUGUCCUGGCUGGUCUGCUCUUGCCUGAAGCAGCAGAUGGAGCGGGGGGAAGAACUCACACUCACCUCCCGGACGGCCACGGGCCUCUGUCUGCGCCACCUCUCCCAGGCUCUCCCAGGUCAGCCCCUGGGGCCCCAGCUGAGGGGCAUCUGCCUCCUGGCUGCUGAGGGUGUCUGGCAAGGAAAGAGCCUUUUCAGCCCAGAUGAUCUCAGGAAGCACGAGUUGGAUGAGGCCAUCAUCUCCACUUUCUUGAAGAUGGGUGUUCUUCAAAAGCACCACACCUGUCCGAGCUACAGCUUCACCCACCUGUGCUUCCAGGAGUUCUUUGCAGCAAUGUCCUGUGCCUUGGGGGAUACGGAGGAGAGAGGUGAACAUCCUAACCUCAUUAGAGUUGUGGAAAGGUUACAAGAAGCAUACCAAAGCCAUGACGUGUUUGGGGCACCAACCACGCGUUUCCUAUUCGGCCUUCGAACUGAGCAGGCACAGAGAGAGAUGGAGAACAUCUUCAACCGCCGGCCAAGCCUGGACAGGAGGCGGGAGCUGCUGCAGUGGGCCGAGGAGGAGACCCGGGUCCUGCAGGCCCUGCUGCAGCCAAGCUCUCUGGAGGUGCUCCACUGUUUGUACGAGACUCAGGAUGAGGAGUUCCUGACACAGGUGAUGGGCCAUUUCCAGGGAACAAGUGUGUUUAUCCACACAGACGUGGAGCUCCUGCUGUUCACCUUCUGCAUUAAAUUCUGCCACCACGUGAAGAGGCUUCAACUGAAUGCAGGUGGUCAGCACAGACCCACAUGGAGGCUCCCCGGGGUAGUCCUCUUCACACGGGCCCCGGUCACAGAUGCCAGUUGGCUGGUUCUCUUCUCCAUUCUCGAGGUCUCUGGAAGCCUGAAGGAGCUGGACCUAAGUGGAAACUCGCUGAGCCGCUCAGCAGUGCGCAGUCUUCGUGAGACCCUGAGUCAUCCUCGCUGUCACCUGGAGACCCUGUGGUUGUCCAGCUGUGGCCUCACAGCCAAGGACUGCGAGGACCUUGCCUUUGGGCUGAGCGCCAGCCAGACCCUGACCGAGCUGGACCUGAGCUUCAACGCGCUCACAGAUGCGGGAGCCAAGCACCUCUGCCAGGGGCUGAGACCGCUGAGCUGCAGGCUGCAGCGACUGCGGCUGGUCAGCUGUGGCCUCACGUCCAGCUGCUGCCAGGACCUGGCCUCUGCGCUCAGCACCAGCCCCAGCCUGCUGGAGCUCGACCUGCAUGAGAACGACCUGGGAGACCUUGGCGUGAGGCUGCUCUGCGAGGGGGUGUGGCAUCCCACCUGCCGACUCAGGCUCCUGGGGAAGCCAAGUGUGAUGACCCCUAAUGAGUGCCAGGAUGGAGGAGAGAUGACUAAUAAAAGGUCCUCACUCAAGCAGCAGAGGCUGGCCCAGGGAAGGGGGCUGGGGGACACUAGGUGGGAAAAUGUAGAACUGGCCACUGUUCCAGAGGGUAGCUGCCCACAGGUAGCACAGAAAGUGGAACCCUUCUGUCUGUCUUCUCCUGCCUCUCCAAGGGACUUGUACAUGGAGCCUCUGGGGACUAAAGAUGACUUCUGGGGCCCCACGGGGCCUGUGGCUACUGAGGCAGUGGACAAAGACAGGAGCCUGUUCCGAGUUCACUUCCCCGGGUCUGGCUCCUACUACUGGCCCAACACAGGCCUCGGCUUUGUGGUGAGAGGGGCAGUGACCAUCGACAUUGAGUUCUGUUCCUGGGACCAGUUCCUGCGUGGGACCAGCCCACAGCACAGCUGGAUGGUGGCAGGGCCUCUGUUUGACAUCAAGGCUGAGGAGGGAUCCGUGGCAGCUGUGCACCUCCCUCACUUUGUGGACCUCCAAGGCGGCCAUGUGGACAUCUCCCUGUUCCAAGUGGCCCACUUUAAAGAGGAGGGGAUGCUCCUGGAGAAGCCAGCCAGGGUGGAGCCACAUCACGCCGUGCUUGAAAACCCCAGCUUCUCCCCCUUGGGAGUUCUGAUGAGAAUGGUACCUGUUCCCCUGAGCUUCAUUCCCAUCACCUGCACAGUGUUGCUCUACCAUCGCCUCCAUCCUGGGGAAGUCACCUUCCACCUCUACAUGAUCCCCAGUGACUGCUCCAUUCGGAAGGCCAUCGAUGAUGAAGAAAAGAAUUUCCAGUUUGUGCGAAUACACAAGCCACCCCCGAUGACCUCACUGUAUAUGGGCUCUCGCUACACUGUGUCUGGCUCAGAAAAUCUGGAGAUAAUCCCUGAGGAACUGGAGCUCUGCUAUCGGAGCUGUGGAGAACCCCAGCUGUUCUCAGAGAUCUACGUUGACCACUUGGGGUCGGGGAUCAGGCUGCAAAUGAGAAACAAGAAAGAUGGGACUGUGGUAUGGAAGGCCUUGGUGAAACCAGGAGAUCUCAGACCUGCACCUACCCUGGCCCCUCUAGCCCCCAUAGCCUCACCUUUAUCCCCGGACAUCCCAGCCUUGCUGCACUUCAUAGACCGGCAUCGAGAGCAGCUGGUGGCACGAGUGACAUCGGUGGACCCUGUCUUGGACAAGCUGUAUGGACAGGUGCUGAGCGAGGAGCAGUAUGAGCAGGUGCGGGCCGAGGCCACCAGGCCGUGCCAGAUGCGAAAGCUGUUCAGCUUCAGCCAGUCCUGGGACCAGGCCUGCAAAGAUCGACUCUACCAAGCCCUGAAAGAGACCCACCCUUACCUCGUCAUGGAACUCUGGGAGAAGGGGGGUGGUAUAGGAGGCCUCCGUCACUCAGAGACUGAAGUCUGAACACCCGCCUUUAAGUCCUGGCUCUGCUUGACCCUUCUUUGUAUCUCAGUGUCUUCAUCUGUAAACACGUUGCCAUCUGACUUGUCUUCAGCACUACAGUGAUGGAGCUUUGUGCUACUGCUUCUGGGCUUGAUAUGUCCAUGCCCAGUGAAGCCACACAGAUUCCAGACUGCCUCCUGUGGCCUUCACAGGCUGCGGUCCAGGUGGGAUAACAGCAUCUAAGGGAAUAACGUCCAUCUGGAGCUGGCAAGAAUCCUGCAGACCUCGCAGAGCCUCGUGUGGUAGCCACAGCAGCCAAGCCCAGAGCCCUCCCUGUCCCAUCCAGAUGCAAGGAGGUGUAGGAGGAACAUGGGACUGCUCCACUCUGGCUGGAGACAGACAAUGGAAAUGGACACGCAUCCUUGGGGAGGCUGACAUGGCUAUGAAUUGGGGGGGGGGGCAGCGUGUGAAGAUCCAUGAUUUAUUUUUCAGUUGUUGUUCUAUCCAGCCAAACCCACUCCUGCUGUUGGGAGUCACCCCAAAAGCAGCAGUAGGGGAAUUCUCGCAAGGGAGUGUGCCAAGCAGUCCCAAGAUGGGGCCAGUUGGAUUCCAAAGAAAGAAGCACUGAACAGCAGAGUGAUCAGUCCAAACCAUGUGUUAGUGGAACUACACAGAGCGGGCUGCAGUGCACCCUCCAGGCUGGAGAAAAGGGCUGUUCUACCCAGGUGCGUCCACAGCAAGGGGUCAGGUAUGCAGUUUACAUGAUGGUUUAUGAAAUUUGGCUCAAGGCAGGGGCCAGAUUCUUUCAGUGUUUUGGGCAACAACCUAGAUACCUUGAUCAGUGCCUGCGAACUUUCAAGGCCCUAGUUUUGGUUCAAGCCUACUGGGAAAAGCGGCAGCUGGCUGGGUCACAGAGCAGUCAAGGCAUUCUGUGAUUUUCCAUCAGGACACAGAAAGAAAGCAGGGGCAACUGGGGGGACGCUACACACCUUGUUGCCUCAUUGACUUUUCUGCCCAGACCAUGUUGCUCACAUGUUCAAUAAAUUAGGCUGGCUGUGUGGACCCUCUUCUGGAGAUCAGAGUGUUCUUGAACUUUUGUGCCCCAGCUCUUUCACAUGUCCUGUAAUGGAAUCUCGUCCCAGGAUAUGAAAAUUUUGAGAAAGAUGUUCUUUACCCGAGAUCCAGGCAACUGUGGCUAUUGUCUGGUCUCACGUAGGAUAAGCCUGUGUAGAUGGCACAAAACUAUCAGGACUCUGCACUCGAGUCUCAGGCUCUCCACUUCCAAAGACCAGAAAGCUUGGCAUGAUGAACCGAUUGCUGAUUUGAACCGAUUGCUCAUCAGCUGCCUGUGUUAGCAGUUUUCUGCUGAAUGUGGCAGGUGUACAGCUUGAAUCUGAAUUUCAUAUCCUCAGCUAUCUUAAGAGAAAAAACUAGGCCAUCUUUGGUUCAGACAUUGUUUGUUAUCCAAAUGGCCAAAGCCCUCUCAUAAGUCCCUCAGAAGCAUGGGAGAGUCCUCUUAGGACAAUACUAUUUGUAUUGCCUUGCACUGGGCAUCACAUUUCACAUGACAGUGCCCCUCCACUAUCAGUCCAAGAGCUGAUUCUAAUGGACUCCAUUCUACUGGUAAAAACCCAGAUCUCUCUAGAGGAAGCUCCGAUCCUCUCUAUCAGGAAGCUGCAGGUGGAUUCUAGAAGCUCAGAUUCUGCCCAAGGUGCUGUCUGCCAAUUUUUAGCUUCCAGUUGGGGGUGCAGUGAUUGUUGGGGCCACAACAUUAACAAUCAUUGCAAGCAGAAUGUAUGGGAGCAGCCUGCAACUUCCUGCCAGACCACCUCCAGGAGUGCCUGACUUUUGGGGGCAGACUCAAACAGCACUUGUUCUUUUACUGAUGCUAUUUCCAAUAUCCUGGGUGUGUGUUUAAAGAGCAAGAGAGCACAGGCAUCCUUGAAGCUGAACCCAGACAUGUGUCUGCCAGCAUGGCUACCCAGGCCUGCCCUGUUCUAAAAGUAUUACAUGUACUAACCCAUUAACUCUAAAGACAACCCUGUAUUUGUCAGGUUUCUCCAGAGAAACAGACACCCUAGGUUCUGUGUAUAUAUACAGGGCUCUCUGGGAUGUUUGCAGCCAUUGUUAAUAUGAUGAGAAUAGUUACAUGGUGGAUACUUUCCACGCGCACAUGGACAAUGAAUGGGGGGUGCUCCUGGUAUCUAGGCUGAGCCCAGAGGUGUCAGAAGGGCCCAGAUCUAUACCAGCCUUCAGUGGGCAAAGUCAUCUGUUCCCUACUACGACAUCCAGGGGAGCCAGAUCUCUCCUGUCUCUGAACCCAGGGCCAGCGCCCCCACCCCCAGAACUUCCAGGUGCACUUAAGCAUGUGAGGCUAUUUGGCUCCCACAUCCCUAGAGCCCCAGGGGAAUUUCAGCCCUAAGAAGCCUCUGGAAACCCAUCCCCUAUCACUGCACAAAGUUCACAACAGAGGGAAAACCCAGGAAAUCAAGGUGAGCCAGACACCGGGGUGGGGUCUCCAUUGGGUCUGACAGUCCCGAAGACUCUCUGUAAUAACCAGGUUAUGAAAACAAGGUACAACAAGGGACCCUGUUGUGGGGGUGGGUCUCCAAGCCACUGUCACGCUCCUCCAUGCCUGUCCCUUGUAGGAGCCAUGCUCAGGUAGAGCAACACUGGCCCCUUACCUGCACCCCAGCACCCCAUACACAAAAGCCACCAGCACUAAUGAGAAAAAACACAUCUAUUAUGAACUGUAGGAACUUUUGUGCCCCAGCUUUUGUGCCAUUAGCAUAUAGGGGAUGUGAUACCAUGAGACAAAACAGGUCUUCUCUGAAUGUACCAACUUCCUCUUGGAGAAAACUUCCCACCAGGAAAGACACAAGCAGCAUGGUCUGGUGGAGCAGACAACUAUGUCGGGUGGUAGUGAAGGUGGCCCGAGGCUCUUGCCACCCUAGCUCAUGCUGGCAGGAACUGACUGGGGGCACCAGCUCCCUGAGUGGAGAGGGCCAACUGCUGUCCCUGAUUUGGACCUCCCUGUUCUUCCUAGGACGGCUGUAGCCUACAGUGGUGGUAUAGUGACCGCAGGUCACAUCUUGCAUCACUCUCUUUGCUCUUUUGCUCUGGGGGGAGGGUUUCCUGGGGUAGCAGGAACACCCAUGUGCCAGGGCCCCUCUCACAUAUGAGGGGACAGAGAGACAGUCAGGGUGAGGAUUGACUUGUCUGUUGUCACCUUGUCUCCUGGAUCUCUCCAAGAAUGUUCUCCCAGGAAAUUGUCAAACUCACCUAUAGAGUGGUCCCCAAACUCACUGAUCAUGCAGGAGGGAAAAGCAGAGUGAGGAGGGGGCCAGGGCUGAGCUUUGAGUUCUAUGGGCUCCGGGGAUUGGAGGUUUGAACCCCACCUGUACCUAACCCAGAACCUUCCAAUGGAGCUUCUAGCAUCUGUUGAGUGCACAGAUGGAGGAAGAAAAUCUCCUGGGAGGUGUUUACACAGCAUUUAUAUCCCCUACAGGAUGGUAGAUUUGUGGGUUUUGUGCAGGAAAGAAUCUCCAGGAAGGGCUCCAUGAGGGUAGAAGAAAACAAUGACCCAAGCAGGGACCCAA